AUGAUCUCUCAAAGAUUGUUUAGAUCUUCAUCAAUUUUAAUAAGAAAAUAUAAAGUUAUACCCUUAAGAUAUCAAUCAAAGAAACCUAAUUUCCCUGAUAUAAAUACUAUACAUGAUCCAAAAUUACGUGAAAUAAUUCAAGGUACCAAUUUUGGCACUGAUUCAUUAUAUAAAAAACAACAAGAAAAUGAUUUAAACAAAAAAGAGAUAGAGAUAGAGAAGGAAAAGAAGAAAUUGGAACAGGAUAGACAGAUACAGGAUACACGAAAAGAGAAGAAAACGAAAGAAGAUCCAUUGGCAAAACUAAAUGACAAAUUAGAUCAUGAUUUUUCAACAACACCGCAGGGUCAAGUUCAAGGUGUUGCUACUGAUUCUCAUGAAGAACCGAUUAAACUGGAUGAUACAGAAUAUAAGUUAAAAGUUGAAGAUAAGAUAAUUGCAACCACCAACGAAUCUAUCGAUGAAGAAGAUAUACCAAAUUUAGCUAAAGAAAUUAAUGAAACUAUACAAAAAGAAAUUGGUAGUUUACCUUCACAAAAGAUUCAAAAACAAUCACAAAUUAGCAAAAAGAUUACAAAAUAUCUUGAUUCUUUACAUGAUACCAUUUUAACUGCAACAAGAGCAUUAAAUGAUGUAACUGGUUAUUCAGCAAUUGAAAAAUUAAAAAAAUCUAUAGAAGAUCAAGAACAACAACUUAAAGAAGCUAAAGAUUAUGUGAAGAAAUGUAAAGGACUUUAUGCUGAAUCUAUACAGAAAAGAUCAAAAUCUCAACGUGAAGUAAAUGAAUUAUUAACGAGAAAACAUAAUUGGUCAUCACAAGAUUUAGAAAGAUUUACCGAAUUAUAUAGAAAUGAUCAUGAAAAUGAACAAAAUGAAGAAAAGAAUGAAAUGAAUUUACAAGAUGCUGAAAGUAAAGUAGAUUCUAUACAAUUAAAAUUAACACAAUCUAUAUUAACAAGAUAUCAUGAGGAACAAAUAUGGUCAGAUAAAAUAAGAAAAUCUUCAACUUGGGGUACAUGGGUUUUAAUGGGUCUAAAUGUUUUAUUAUUUGUUGUUGCAACUUUUAUUGUUGAACCAUGGAAAAGAAACAAAUUAGUAUUUGCAUUUGAAGAUAAAGUUAAACAAGUAUUAGUUGGUAUAUCACAAGAUGAUAAAGAAGUUUUAGAACCUAUAAUAGAGAAAUUACCAGAGAAACCUGAAAUUGUACCAUUUGAAGUCGUUUUACCUAAAUUCAAUUGGAAUUCUAUAAAACAUACAAUUGUACGUUAUUAUCACGCAUUAAUCAAUCCAAAUAUUGAUACAUUACAAUUUAAUAAGCUUCAUUUUGAAAUAUUUACAGCUAUUUUAACUGUAUUUGCAUGUAGUAUUGGUAGUAUAGUAACUCUUAUAAUACAUAAAUAA
This is a messenger RNA of Insectozyma verbasci, 1401 nucleotides long. Lineage: Eukaryota; Fungi; Ascomycota; Pichiomycetes; Serinales; Debaryomycetaceae. The record is from the annotation of a GenBank genome assembly.